Messenger RNA from Aspergillus bombycis, 1767 nucleotides. RefSeq names its product protein kinase domain-containing protein. Gene Ontology annotation, molecular function: protein serine/threonine kinase activity; ATP binding. Bases 1 to 1767 code for a protein of 588 amino acids. Gene Ontology annotation, biological process: peptidyl-serine phosphorylation; peptidyl-threonine phosphorylation. Lineage: Eukaryota; Fungi; Ascomycota; Eurotiomycetes; Eurotiales; Aspergillaceae. The record is from RefSeq and is a predicted model, not a curated record. The transcript is spliced from 2 exons.
AUGUCCCACGAAGGGUCUCACUCCAGUCAAGGCUCGUUUCCUAUUCUAACUUCGACGUUGAAUCGGAUACGAGAAUGCACAAUCAAGCUUGCGUUUAUUCCGCGAAGUAUUAUCGAUGCCGAGAUCAACGAAAAUGCCGUGCGAGACAUACUAGCCGAGAAAAGAAUCGAUAGUAGAGUCCCAAGAGCCAAGCUGGCAGAGAAGAUUGUCCAAAGCGCUCAAAAGCUAUUUACAAUUCUGGUCAUGUCAAAAAAGGUGGAUCAUAUAAACACCUUCCUGGACCGAGGGAUACAAGAUGGCAAUCUCCCAUUCAAACUGGACGGGAACGUCUUGCGAACCAGUCAAGGCCACAAGGUUCCGGUACCGGAAGAUUGGGACUAUGAAGACCUGGAAGCAUUGGAAUCAAAACAGUGGCGGGUGCUCGUGCCAGUCUUUCACCAAGAUGUUCAUUACGAUUUUCCAGAGCAGCAGAGGUUUCCAUUUGUGGACAAAGAAUCUGCGAAGUCUGCUGAAGGUGGGUACGGAAGAGUCUCCUGUGAACGCAUCCAUGCCGACCACCACGACUUCUGUGAACCCCCUGACAGUAAGAGCCAAGGGUGUAGAGUUGCCGUCAAGAAGCUCAUCCGGCAAGAUAUAACUCUGUUUCAGAGAGAAAGAGAAUUUCUCAUGGCACUGGGUUCAGCUGGGCCCCAUCCACACCUGAUCAAUCUGUUGUGCACCUAUAGCUUCCUGGGAGACAAUCACCUAGUGUUCCCCUGUGCGGACGAGAACCUUCGAGAAUACUGGAAGCGGACUGGGCUACCCGAAUGGAAUAGCCGGAAUAUCCUAUGGUGGGUCAAGCAGGUGGUCGGAAUCGCAAGUGGAUUAUCUGUGAUACAUAAGCUACCCCAGUCGGGUAACCCAUCUAGUACGGCGCUUUAUGGACGACAUGGUGAUCUGAAACCUGAGAACAUCAUAUGGUUCAAGAAGCGUCCUGAGUGCACAGAUCCAAACGGCAUACUCUUGAUUGCAGAUCUAGGGCUUGCGAAACUUCAUCGAUUUGAGUCCAAGUCGAAUGAUGUAGAUGCAGCCUUCCCUCAUACCUACUCGCCUCCUCACCGUCCUGGGGAGUUCAUAACCCGAGCCUUCGACAUCUGGGGUCUCGGGUGUCUAUAUUUGGAGCUCGCUACCUACAUCAUAUGCGGGGAGAACGCUAUCGGGGAAUUCGCCGAACUCCGGGGAUAUGACGACCCCAACUACACUAUGAAUACAGAUUGCUUCUACAGCGUAGAUCACACGAGCGUCCGUCCAUCUGUGAAUGAAUGGGUGAUGAGGUUGAAGAUGAAACCGCGGUGCUCCCCCGUGUUUCGUGACUUGCUGGAUUUGAUCAUGUCUCGCAUGAUCCGCAUUGAACCGCGCGAGCGAAGCGACGCUCAAAAUGUCUACGAGAAAUUGAAUGAGAUGUACAAAAAGGCUGAGUCAGACCCGCAAUACCUUCUGGGUCGUUACGAGAUGUUGCCGCAGCAGAAGUUGGAUGACUCCCCGGAGCCCACUCUCGAAGCAUCACCUUCUGCUCAGAAUGUGUCUCAUGGCUCCAGCUCGACAUCCUUCACCCCCAAAGCACACGGUCCAGGCGACACUGUCCACAAUGCUCGACCCCUGUAUUUAAAUAGGUUAGGUCGCGAUAUGCCGUCCAGGUUAGUGGUUGAUAGUGACAAUUCGUGGCCCAUGAGUUAUCUAGGUCUACCAAGGAGCAGGGGCACAUGGCCACAAGUCGGCAGCAGUUGA